Molecule: messenger RNA, 378 nt
Organism: Teleopsis dalmanni
Lineage: Eukaryota; Metazoa; Arthropoda; Insecta; Diptera; Diopsidae
Exons: 1
Coding region: 1-378 (125 amino acids)
Source: RefSeq, a predicted model, not a curated record
AUGUGGGAUACACUAAAAAGUGUGUAUGAACAAACGUCAAGAUCUAACCUCUUAUUUUUGCAGCAAAAGUAUUAUAGUUAUAUUAAAGAUCCGGAGGACGACAUUGCAACCUUUUUAUCCAAACUAAUGGAAAUUGUGCAGCAUCUUCGUGAUCAAGGCGAAUGUAUAUCUGAUUCAAUGAUAAUUACGAAGGUAUUAAUGUCUUUACCAGCAGAAUACAAUCACUUUUAUAGCGCAUGGGAGUCGGUACGAGCUGAGGACCAGAAUCUUAACACCUUAAGAGCACGGCUUAUGGCAGAAGAAAUAAGAAUGGGCGCUCAGGAAAAACAAAAAUCAGAAGCUUUCUUAGCAAAACGACAAUACCGACCAGCAAACUAA